Molecule: messenger RNA, 882 nt
Organism: Suillus bovinus
Lineage: Eukaryota; Fungi; Basidiomycota; Agaricomycetes; Boletales; Suillaceae
Product: DNL zinc finger-domain-containing protein
Exons: 3
Coding region: 45-560 (171 amino acids)
Biological process (GO): protein stabilization; protein import into mitochondrial matrix; protein folding
Cellular component (GO): mitochondrion
Molecular function (GO): protein-folding chaperone binding; zinc ion binding
Source: RefSeq, a predicted model, not a curated record
CAGCAAAUGCCACCAACCUUGCCUCACACUCGGAGUUGAACAGAAUGUUCUCGACAAAACUUCUUCGUAACAUUAUCCUUAUGCCCUAUAGUGUCCAUGUUAUACCAUGCACUAAGUUGACAUCUAGAAGGGUUUCACAAACUCGUCUCUCCUUUGGAACUAUCCGGUCAAAAUCGUCCUUACACCCACCCACGCCUUCCGCUAAGUUGUCGGUUUCGCAUUCGUCUGCAUCCUCGGAGCAGAUUAAGGAUGAUUCUCCGAUCCAAGAGGCUCGCUUAGGCAUUGUUUUUACCUGUACAGCGGAAGCAUGCUCUCAUCGUUCUUCGCAUACCUUUACGAAGCGUGCAUACGAACGUGGUAUUGUCAUUGUCCAAUGCCCUGGAUGUAAAAAUAGGCAUCUCAUCGCAGAUAAUCUCGGUUGGUUCAAGGAUAGCACGGAGGAUGGAAAACUCAAAAAUAUCGAGGAUCUCCUUAAGGCUCGCGGCGAAAGUGUCCAAAGAGGUUCUAUGGAUGCUAAUGGUGUAGUAGAAUAUUCUGAUAUUGAAGUUGGUAGAAAGUAGACGGAAACACUACGAGUCGCAUACUCCCCUCUUCUGAGGACCCACAUCAUUCCUGCUGAUGUUAUAUCUGGCGUGAUCCUCGUCCUGUUGCACCUACUAAUUGGAAUAAUAACACUCGCUUUCGACCCAUGCCCUCACUAUGUGGUUUGUGACUCAAGCGAAUGGCAAACAUAUUGCCGGGGUUCUAUGCCAACUGUAUAGUUGCAUCUCCGUGCAUUCGUCUUCACAGCAAUGUUCCCACCAUCCAACGCACAUUCACAUUGACGUUGAUGCCCGUUGACUUGUAAAUUGUGUGCUAGCACCUCAUAAUGAUGCCACGGCU